UUCAGUUCACAAACAAAACUCUCACGAGCACUUGAGAGUUUCACUCGCUAUCGCAUGCGUACUUUUCUCACAUUAACACCCUUCUCUGUCAAGCUACCCCUCACCACGGUCUGGCUCAGAUCAAUAUCAGAGGCACGAUCCAUCCCACCGGGGAUUAUGUCCGAGUACCUGGAGCCGUCUCGAAGCUCGUAACGAUUCUUCAAACAUUGUAUGAUCGCGACAUCGUACCAGAAUACAUCCGCAUGUCUGCAAUCUAUUGAUAGGCUUGGCAGAACAGCCAGAACUAUCUGCAGCAAUGAAUGGGGGGCCUGGGGAUUUGGUCAUCACGACGCUGGUGGACCGACUGACCACGAGGCUGCCCCAUCGCACCGGAUCGCCUUCGUACGAGUUUAGUCGCGACGAGAUAGUACUUCUUAGCCGUUCAACACUCCUCCAAAUAUCAAUUAAUCGCACCGCCGAAGUACUCAAAUCCUUAUGCCAUCUACUCGAGGAUCUUUCCGAACCCUACAAAGACAAAGGGAUACAAUCACAUCCAAUCCAUGUUCUUAAUUCAGAGCUAUAUGUGCUGGAAUUGCUAGCUGAAUGUUGCGAAAUCAGAGACUCGGGGGAAGAGGGAGACAAGUCUGAAAGCGCAAGCUCUGGCUCCGCCCAAGAUUCGAAGCACACGUCCCCUGCUGACGAUUAUGGUCAGAAGAGAAGGGCAUCUCGAAAUCGCUUACUACUGCGCAAUGAUCCCCCAGAACCUCUGGAAGAAGAAUUGGCAAUCAGAUUAAUUGAUGCUGUAAAGUUGUUCUCGCGGCCCAUUUCUGAAAGCUAUGUGCUUCCUGCUGCCAACAUCCUCGACGACGUUUUCAAAGGCAUUCGAAUGGGAGAGCCAGGUGAACCUGACAAUGCCACUACAAACGGACAUCUCAACGGCACAGAAGUGUCCAAGCUACUUCUUGACAUGACUGACGCGAUCGAAGCCUAUACGAGAGGGAUCCUGGAAUAUGUCUCCUUUUCAAAUUGGUCGCAAGUCCUUGAUUGCUUGAGAAGCGCCCUGCAUCAAGCUGCCCAUCAACCGCCGGGCAAUGCUGCACAAUCUAAUGUCUUAGCCGAUGAUGAUAGAAACGCUUUGGCCACAAUUCGACUCAUUUCUUCUUUCUGGGUGGACAGUCGCAAACUGAGUUUCGUCAUUCAAGAGCUAUGUGGCAGUUUUUUACAUCUUCGCAAACCCUUUCAGACGACUGUUGCGAUCGUACUGCCUUUGCUGAUCACCAGGUGGCUUGAACGUAAUCCUGAGGAGUUCAGAGACCUCCACACGAGCCAAGAAAGACUUGAUGGUGGGCCAGAGACACUGUUUGACAUGACCAAUACAAUGUUCGAUGGGGGCAGAAGGAAGGCUUUGCUUUUUCCAUUUCAAACCUCUCUCCUUUUCCUCUUACCCGACGUCUUCGAAGUCGCAAGUCAUAUGAGAGAAAACAAGAGCGGCGGUAUAUCCAAGAAAGUAACUUUUCUGGAAAUGUUGAGAAAGGCUCUCAGGAACCGAAAUGAAACAGCUAUAUACUGUUUGACUUCUGUCCUCAGGGUCGCUCGACACUUCCCGCCAGAAAGCGAAGCCGCACUUCUAAGUUAUGCUCUUGACAUCCAGGAGGAGGUGAAGGAAGCAGUGUUUAGGCGAUACAUACCUGGGAUGGACACAGCAAACAUUGAUAGCUCUCUGAUGACUGCUGCGUUCGUAAGUCUAGCACAUCUUAACUUCGAGAACUGUGUGGAGACUCUCGCGCCUCUUUGCUUAGCGCCGAACACACCUCAAGAUUUCAAGAUAGCCAUCAUUUCAGCCUGCUCUCAUUUUGCAAGGCAAUCGAAUGCCGAGGAAUAUCAGCCCUUGUUCGCUCAAGUGGCAGAAUUUGUUCGAGCUCAGCUGAAAGCCGCCGCUUUGAGACCUCGCGAUUCAUAUCCCAAUGAGCAGUACACCUUGAUGAAACCACUCGAUGUCACUACCUCUGGCGACAUCAUCUACAAUAUUUUGCUUUUCUUGGACGCCUCUCCCCUCACUCUUUUCUUAGGAGCUCCUGAUAAUGGACCGGAAUGGACACUCUUCUUUGAGGAUAUAUUUGCAUCUUUUACAACAUACCUUGUCCUGGAUGACGAGCGCAUCAGGUAUAUGACUAAUGUUGUGGCUCGCAGAAUCAUGACAAAUGGUUCGGUGACACUAUGGCAUAAAAGCAAAAGUCUUGGUUCCCGAACAUUCAAGUACAACUUCUGGAAAUCAACAUCUAUCGUGCUCAUGACAGUAGCUGAAAAGUUGAUAACUAUGAACAACGAAAAAGGGACACUCACAUUCAUCCAUGAAUACCUGGAGUCCCGAUUAACACUCUUGAAGAACAUUGAGGAGCUCACCGAGGUCGCCGAAGACAUGCCUGAGCGUGCAGCUGCUUGCACCAAACUUGAAACUGCAUUCUUGGUUUCGAUAUGUUCCACAGAUAUUUCAGUCUGUCAAUUGGUCACCAAGUGUAUUGCUCUCUUCUGUCAAGAAGCUCAUCUAGUCGACGGCUCAAGUGGGGUCGCGAAGUCGUUGACACCAACCCUCCGCAAUCUAGAUGUUUUCCAGGAAAUUUCUACAAGAGAAUUCCGAUUUACUGGUUUGGUAGCGUUCCAAAAGCGCGUUCGAAGCCUGUUGAGGCAAAUUCAGCAUCCAACGGCUGGUAUUCUGACAGCAUGGGAAACGGUCUUCGAUGCCUGGUUCAAGUUAUCAAAGCAAAUCUUCUCUCGCACAACGGAUUCACUAGAAGAGAAGUCUCUGGUAGAGUGGCGCAACUAUUCUGGCUUUCUUGCUUCCCUCGGUGGCGCUUGCAUAUCAGAUCAAGCUUUGGCUCCCGAAGAAGCUGGCCUUGCGGGACUGAAAUGGAUAGAUAGACUUUCGCCAGAAAGCUAUGACGACACUCUGCUGAGUAGAUACAUGAAACAGAGCAUCCAGUUGUUAGCAAGUAACAAUGUGAGGAUUCGAGAGGCGACGAGAGAGACACUUUCGACCGAGCUUUCCCCACCACUAUACUUUCCGUUGUUCGAGACUCUUGAGUCUGAGCUUGGAGUGCUCUUCGACAGUCCUCGAACCAAUACUUCCCUGUCAAUAGAAUCACGAGUGAUUUUUGCCGAACAAGCUGCGGCUCUUCUGAAGAGCAUUGUUGAACGUCUGGGUGGUCCAGCAGAAGUCGGAGCGGCAUUGACCAUUGACAUUGGUGGAUUAACACUCAAUUUUGCGAAAUUCCUGGACGAUGUAACUGAGGGCGCGAGUAUACUAAGGGUCAAAAUCAAAAUCUGCCAGUUGUGUGAAACCGUAACACAAAAGAAAGAGCUUCUCAACCUCAGACAUGAUGUUCGGAUUCGAAACCAACUCCUAGAAGUCAUCUUCGGCUGGAUAGCACGCCCAGGUUCUCCCAAAGAUGUCCCUCCAGCAGGCGCGCGACUGGAGGAGAUGUCACGGCUCCAACGGGAUCUGGAUCGAGCGUGCCUCAAGGCACUUGCAGAUUUGACUUACCGCCUUCCCCUUCAACCUGCAGAAGGUCAAACUGAUGCGGAUACAAGCGAUCUCAAAUCUCAAAUGUUUCAUACAUACUUCAACAGGUUCCUAUCUCUGCUCAAUUUCGAGAACACUGAGAUCGGAAGAACCGAAGUUCGGCUGGCUGCAACGAUCAGUGAUGAGACUAUGACCAUGCCAGAACUUGCCAUCAGUGCCCUUUCCAAUCUCCUGAGUGCGAACAUCGAUGUAGGUUUGAAGCACUCACUGGGAAUUGGUUAUCAUGAGGACCUCGACAUAAGAACUGCAUUUGUCAAAGUCCUGUGCAACAUUUUGAUCCAGGGUGCCGAAUUUAACAACCUCUCUGAUGCAGCCGUGAAUGAAAGAUACGACGAGCUACUAGAGCUCCUCAUUAACGACAUGGCCCUUACUAUCGCACUGUGCGACGCAUGUCCAAGUACGGAAGUUGACGAAAUGACAAUAUCUUUGCUCAACAUCUUCGACUCUAGAGGACUGGGCUUUGUGUUGCUAGAGGCACUCAUCGAGCAUGAAGUAGAAGAGACAGAGAAUGAAGCGGAACUCCUGCGUAGAAAUUGCGUUGCUACAAAAAUGCUGUCUGUUUACGCAAAAUGGAAAGGGGCGGCAUAUCUCAAAGCGACACUUCAGAAAGUAUUGGAACGUCUCGUGCUGACGUCCAAGGACCUGGACCUUGAACUGGAUCCUGCCCGGACCACUUCCGCAGAAGAACUUCAGAAGAAUGCCCUUCAGCUUCGAGUUGUUACGAAAGUAUUCAUUGAUGACAUAUGUAACUCAGCAGUACAUAUUCCUGUCUCUUUCAGAAAGAUAUGUAGUAUUAUAUCUGCCACUGUCAUGAGGCGCUUUCCGGAAGCCAAAUUCACGGCAGUUGGUGCCUUUAUAUUCCUCCGAUUUUUCUGCCCUGCCAUUGUAGCUCCAGAUGCCGAAGGCUUGAUCACCUCGGCGCCCUCGAAGGAGAUGCGCCGUGGACUCCUUCUCAUCGCAAAAGUUGUCCAGAAUCUGGCGAACAACGUGUUGUUUGGGGCAAAGGAACCAUACAUGUUUCCUCUCAACGACUUCUUGACGCAGAACAUCUACCGAGUAACAACAUUUUUACGAGAAAUUUCUGUUUCACCUAACAUGAUCGAGCCAAAUGUAGAGUCAGAGUCGUUCGACUUUGGCUCCUGUGUUGCCUUGCAUCGGUUUCUGUACGAUCACUGGGACCAUGUCCGCCAGAAGAUCGUCCUUCGGGAAAGGAGGGGCGCAACUCGCUCACUUGUUGAGAUCAGCAAAGGCCAGAUACCUAUUUUGGAAUCUCUUCGUAAGCUCAUAACCAACUUGGGUCCUCCUCCAAUGGACGUCUCUUGGAACAGGCCCGCAAUUUCAUCCAACAGCCCUCCAUCAUACUCGCGGUUUCAACAUUUCAUGCUUCGUAACGCUGGUAGAAAUACGGAGUCCCUAGUCUCGACCCGUGCAGUGUAUGAUGGAGGUGAAAGCAAGGAUGGUCUGCCCAUGAUCUGUAUCAUACUUCGCAAUAUUGACACUGAAACAACGGAUUACGAGCUUCUUCUUUUUGGCUACCUCAAGAUCGCAAGUCGCAUGUGGCACCGUCCCUUCGGUAUUCUGAUCGACGCAACCUGCUACAAUGGUCAAAAUGAGCCACAAGAUGCCCUCUUCCGCAAGCUAGAUCUUCUGACUCCAACUGAAUUAUCGAAACAACUUUCGAGGGUCUAUGUGUAUAACAUGAACAGUGCUUUUAGGAAAUGCUUCCGUCGCAUCUUAAGAUUAGCUGCAAAGAGUGAAAAGAGUGCUUUUCAUCCGAAGAAUGUGGAUUAUCACCUCAUUGGUAGCUUGCAAGAUCUUCAGGCGCAUUUUCACCUCAGCCAGUUGCAUUUGCCUAAAGAAACUAUUAGUGUUGUUACUGACACCCGAUAUGUUUUCCAGCCGAUCAUUAGGCUUUCAAAAACAAAGGGAAAAAUCGAGGUAGUCAUCAAGGUGGGCAGUCAGUUCGUUCAGGUCACGACAACAAAGAAGCAAGAAGUUGUUCCGGGCUUGAGAUUGCACGCAACAGUAAACGACAUCUUCCGCCUGUCAGAGGUAGAUGAAGCACCAACCUCCAUACAGACUGAAGACGAUUCCGCAUUUGGUUUGCGAACAGAGAAUGGCAAGAUCGUCAUGUACUUCACUAGCCCAAGAAAGCCUGAUGUUCUCCAAGCUAUUCGAGGUGCCAAAGCUAAGUAUGGGAAGGAGCUGAGAACAUUAAAAUCUUUCGAGAGGCUGGUCCGGCCUCAAGAUGUCCCGGGGACCCUUCUGAACAUUGCCUUAACAAAUAUGGCAAGUGGUGAUCAGGUCUUAAGGUUGGCUGCUUACAACCUUCUCUGUGCACUUUGUCGCGCAUUUAAAUUUGCUGCGGACUCAAAAUUCAUGAGUGCAAAAGAACUAUGUGUACCACUGAAUCCUUCGCGUUUCAUAAUCGACAUCAGUCAGCAGCUUGCACGCUCGGAGCCCCAACUUACUGCAGAUUUCCUAAACGAAUUCUUUGUUGGUUGGGAAAGCUUUCCUUACUCACAGAGACCUUUGAGUCUGGCAUACAUGGCGCCUUGGUUGCCAGGUCUAAGGACGAAUCUCAUACCUACAGAUGCUGAUAGCGAUAAAGCGCGAGAAAAGGUCGCUGCUAUAUUUAGAAGACUGAUCGAAGUUGCCAUAUCCGACGUUGCUUUAAGUACUACGCUGGAACAAACGAUCUGGCCAGCGAUAAAUAACGACGAAAUCUACACAGAUAUCUUCUUGGAUGAGCUCAUAAAGGCCUCACUUGGCUUUGGCAUAGAUGACGAACGCACAGAGAUCUUGGGCUCUAUUAUUGCUUCUCUCGGAACCAUCACAAUACGCGGAAAACUCCUCUCACGGCUUCGAAAGGCCUUGAAUCGAACAUCUCUUCGUCCCACUAGGCAACUACCCGAGAAUACCGUCUGGGGAGAGAUUUGUGUUCUACUACGUCUCUGCUUGUCGACGUCCUUCGACAGUGGUGCUCAGUCACAAUUAUACCUGCCAGAACUUUUCCAUCUAGUGACGAUGCUCGCGAAUACAGGUUCCACCGAUGUAAAGCUAAUGGUCCAUCGACUUCUUGUCAAUACGAUUCAUGCUAUCUGCACAACAUUCAACUUAGAUGAGAGUAAGCUUAGCCGCUUGAAAGUGCUGCUGCUCUCGCUAUCGGAGCCCAGGAACGAUCCACUCUUCAAUAUUCCUUCCAGAGAUGGUGUCUCAAUAUCUUCCCUGCAAGAUACUGGGAUUCCUGCGUUGAUUGCCACGGAAGCACUUGCUGUUCUCCUCGCUGAAAUCAGUACGAUUGCAGCUCCGACCACAGAUAUGUCAAACGCAUGGCGAUCGAGAUGGAUGAGCUUGGUUGCCAGCACAGCUUUUCAGAGUAAUCCCGCCAUUCAACCUCGCGCGUUCACUGUGAUGGGCUGUCUAGCUCGUGAGGAUGUUGAUGAUGACCUCCUUUACCAGGUUCUCGUCGCAUUGAGGAGCAGUAUUGGACGGUUUACAGAUGAUAACGACAGUGAAAUGCUGAUCGCCAUCGUCACGUCGCUCACGAAAAUGAUGGACAAACUUCCGUCAGCAUCACGUUAUGGAAUGCAAAUGUUCUGGCUUGCUCUAUCUCUUGUCAGACUUGUACCCAUAUCCCUCUUCAACUGCUCGGCCCUUUUUCUCGAUGCUGUUCUGAGUAAUAUCGCAACGUCUGGGGAGUUCAAGGGAGGCCGUAUGGUUCCGACCUUACUUCAAGGCAGAGUGCCUCUUGAAGAUGCAGCUUUACAAUUGGAUGAGAUCUACGGAAUCCAUUUCAAUAUCGAGAAUUUCCAUUUUGCACUUUGUGCAACUUUGGUCAAAGGACUUACAGACAGCGUUACUAAGGGAACAGCAAUUCGGGUCCUGUCGACCUUCCUAGAGAUAACAAGCGCAAGUGCACCUCCAGAGAGCAGAUUUCCCAAGGAUCUUAGCUGCUUGCCUUAUUUGGGAAUUCUCAUGUCAAGAGCGAUGACUCCCGAAGAAGCCAAGGAGAAUCUUUGGCUCGCGGGUUGGACAGCCCCGGAUGACGAUGUUACGUCUGAAAAUGUGUUGGAGAUGGUUGAUCUUCAGAUCGUCAAAGAUAAAGAGUUGCUUCUCAAUGCUGCUAUUGGUAUUGUAGAUUUUUCUUACCUGGAAGACGUGGUACAAAAUCGGGCACUUCUUUGGCUUAACAGGAUCGCCCUAAAACGACCUACCGUCAUAUUACAUCUAUGCGGACCUGUUCUCCGUGUGCUAGACGACGUUCUCAUCUCGUGCCAGAACGCGGUCACGCUCGAGUCUGCCCAUCAGCUACUGAGGACUCUAACAUCGAACCCGAAAUUUGCUGGUGGUGUGGAUACUGCCGAGAUGUUGGAAGAUGUCCUUGAUGGAAUCGGCUUCGGUGGUCUGUGGAGAUCGUCAACUUUCCACACUGCGAAUGAGCUUGAAAGGCAAUGCACGAUUUUGACUGACAGACUUAUUGAGGUAGGCUGA
Mollisia scopiformis is the source of this 8053-nucleotide messenger RNA. RefSeq lists its product as uncharacterized. The record is from RefSeq and is a predicted model, not a curated record. The coding region runs from base 296 to 8053 and encodes 2585 amino acids. The transcript has 14 exons. Lineage: Eukaryota; Fungi; Ascomycota; Leotiomycetes; Helotiales; Mollisiaceae. Gene Ontology annotation, biological process: regulation of GTPase activity.